Molecule: messenger RNA, 1221 nt
Organism: Neopsephotus bourkii (Bourke's parrot)
Lineage: Eukaryota; Metazoa; Chordata; Aves; Psittaciformes; Psittacidae
Gene: MIS18A
Product: MIS18 kinetochore protein A
Exons: 5
Coding region: 35-502 (155 amino acids)
Biological process (GO): CENP-A containing chromatin assembly; chromosome segregation
Cellular component (GO): nucleus; chromosome, centromeric region; chromatin
Source: RefSeq, a predicted model, not a curated record
GCAGCUGAUAGUCGGGGACGAGGAUGAAGCAGAUAUGAACCCCAUGGUGUUCCUGUGCGCUGGGUGCAGGCGGCCGGUUGGGGACACGCUGAGCUGGGUGACCAGCGACGAGAAGGAGGGCUGCAUCCUCCUGAGCAGUGCGGCCAGCAGCGUCUCGGUGGACGUGGACCGGCAGCUCUCCAAGCGGCCCGGAGAGAGCGGAUGCAUGAUAGAAGUGUUAUUCUGCUCUGGCUGCUCAAUGGUACUUGGCAGCAUUUACAGAUACACCCCAAAGCAUCUUGACUACAAGAGGGAUUUGUUCUGUUUCAGUGUUGACUCUCUUGAGAGUUACAUUCUAGGAUCCUCAGAAAAGCAAGCUGUUACUGAAGAUGAACCUUUAACUCUUGAGAGUCGAGCUGUUGUGGAAGACAUGCUACUGAAGGUAUACACUAUAUUAAAUGUUCUGGAGACAAAAAUUGCUGCUGUUGAAUUGAGUAUAGCUUCUCUUCACAAAGGAAUCUGAAAGAAAUUACGUGCAGGAGGCUUAACUGCAGGAGAAUGGUGUAGGUGAAAUUUGUCCUUGCAAUCCUCUGGAGUGUGUGGGAGCACUGCAAAAGCUGUGCAGAGAACUGAAAGACAUUGGCUUGUUCUGUAGUAGAACAAUGCUGAUUAUGAGUCUUCAUCACAGACAAGGAGCUCCUCUCCUUUCUGUUAAAAGAAUACAACAGACAGAAACUUUUUUUUUUUAAAUCAAAUUUCUGUAGACAUUUGGUUUAUAUGUAAAUAUGUGUUUAAAUUUUUGUCUUGGAAAGUAAAGCAUUUAUUUCUUGACUCCCCUGCUAUUCAGUAUGUACUGAACUGGGUGUGCAUCUCCUUCCUAAACCCAUAAAACAAAAAAAACCCUGUGAUGUCUGAAAGAACAACAUGUGUCCUUUCUCUUGUCUCCACAGCCUUUGCUUGACCUGUGCUCAGAGACCGGAACGGUGCAGUGUGUGUAUCGGGUGGUUGUUAUAGUUUUGUUCUGCAAGCUCGAGGCUAAAAAUGUUUUUGAAGUAUUUUUCUACGUUACAUUAGAUAAAAUGGUUUUUCAUGCAGUAUUGAAGGUCAUACGAUUUACAGCCUCAAGGGAAGGCAAGCAAACAAGGCUGGCAGCAGCGCACCUUUAAGCAAAGCUUGGUGUAUUUGCUUUGGUGUAUUUGUAUACAACAAAUGCAAAAUACCAGUUAAAAACACUUGUUGUUA